Messenger RNA from Aspergillus ruber CBS 135680, 1995 nucleotides. RefSeq lists its product as uncharacterized. The transcript has 6 exons. Gene Ontology annotation, biological process: butanediol biosynthetic process. Gene Ontology annotation, cellular component: cytoplasm. The record is from RefSeq and is a predicted model, not a curated record. Bases 1 to 1995 code for a protein of 664 amino acids. NCBI's taxonomy places the organism in Eukaryota, Fungi, Ascomycota, Eurotiomycetes, Eurotiales, Aspergillaceae. Gene Ontology annotation, molecular function: zinc ion binding; (R,R)-butanediol dehydrogenase activity.
AUGAUCGGGAGAAGUAAAUCAAGCCUAAAUCUCAACGAUUCCACCCAGACCCAAGUCGAAAGACCUACAAGAAACCUCCAGAGAAUGCGAAAUAGCAUCACAGCAGAUAGCAUUGACACACUACGGACAACGCUGAAAGCCGCGCCGUUGAUGAAGUCGGUACGAUUUCAUGGACCGGGCGAUAUCCGGGUCGACGAGAUUGAUGAGCCAUUUUGUAGGGCGGGGGAGGUCAAGAUUCGGCCUGCUUUUGUUGGGAUUUGUGGGAGUGACUUGCACGAGUAUAUGAGUGGGCCGAUUUUGAUUCCUAAAGAACCGCAUAAUAUCACAAAAACAAAAUUUCCUGUGACGAUGGGGCAUGAGUUCGCGGGUAUCGUGGAGGAUGUGGGAGACGGCGUGACGAAUGUCUCUCCGGGACAGAGAGUGGUGGUACGGCCGACAAUUUAUGAUGGAUGCUGUAGCUCGUGUGAGUUGGGAAUUGAGUACUGUUGUGAGAAUAUCGGGUUUAUCGGCUUGUCUGGCUAUGGCGGCGGAAUGGCCAAAUACAUGACCGCACCCAGCAACCACUUUUACCCUAUUCCCGACAAAGUCUCCCUCGAAGCCGCAGCCCUGGUCGAGCCACUAGCAGUAUCUUGGCACGCCGUCAACGUCUCCCCCUUCAAACCCAACCACAACGUGCUGGUCGUUGGCGGCGGUCCAAUUGGGAUCGGCAUCGUGCAGGUCCUCAAACUGCAAGGCGCAAAAAACGUCAUAGUUUCCGAGAUGACGGAGAGUCGUAAGAGAUUCGCGCUAGAGUACGGUGCAACGCAUGUCCUGGACCCGUCACAGGUUGACGUGGCCGAGAAAGUGCGGGAGAUUACAAACGGGAUCGGUGCGGAUGUGGUAUAUGACACUGCCGGUGUGGAGAUUGCGCUGAAUAGUGCUAUCCGUGCUUGCCGGACGCAUGGGAGUAUUGUCAACAUUGCGGUUUGGAAGAAACGGCCUGCGAUUCAUGUGAAUGAUUUGAUGUACCAUGAGAUCAAGUAUGAAGGUGCGACGUUGUAUGAUGAGGGGUCAUUUCGGGAUGUGAUCAGAGCGUUGAGCUACGGUCAAUUGAAACCGGAGAAAAUGAUCACUGGAAAGAUAAAGCUGGACGAGGUGGUGGACAAAGGAUUCAAGGCCUUGGCAGGAGAAGAACGAGAGAAGCAUUGCAAGAUCCUGGUGGACGUGCAGAGCACCAGGAACCCACCGAGAAUGGGAUUUGGAGGCUUUGUGCUUCGCUUUUUCAACCUCACCAUUCGAGUACUGCAGCUACUCGAUGGUGCUGUCAUUCUAGGAAUCUUUUCCUACUUCCUCGCUAUCCAAACCAAGCAUAAUGUCGAAAUUCCGCAGUGGAUGCGGGCCGUGGAAGGUCUUAGCGGCGCGGCCACACUAUAUGGAUUACUGGGGUGUAUUUUCACUUGCUGCUUAGGAGGCGUGGCCUUCUUCGCGUAUCUCGCGAUGCUACUUGAUGUGCUUUUCGUUGGAGCCAUGAUUGCCAUCGUGGUGUUGACCCGUGAUGGUCCCCAGAGUUGUCAGGGACAGGUCGAUACACCGUUGGGAACGGGGGAUAGCAAUGAUGAUUCCCCGGCUGAGUUGAGCUUCGGUAUGGCCUGUCAACUGCAAAAGGUUGUUUUUGCUGUAGCCAUCAUUGGAAUUGUUUUCUUCCUCAUAUCCAUCGGCUUGCAGGCCCUCUACCGUCACAACCACAAGCGUGAGAAGCGAUUCGGUCCCUCCCCUCACAACAACUAUACUUACGGCACCCGUCGCGGCCGUGGUUUCAUCUGGCGCCGCAACAAGCAUAACCCGGACAGCACCGCCAACCCCGACGAUGCUCUCCCCGGCCACCCUACGCCUCAGGAUGUCGAACUUGGUACCAACAAUGAAAAGUCGAACGGUAAUGGAUUCUUUUCGCGCAACAAGAACAGCAAUGCUGGUGCCAACGGAUACGGCAACUCGGCGUAUACGGGUAACUACUAA